AAAGGAUAUAAGAAAUCUGAAAGGUCAUCUUCGCCUACCCUCAUACAUUAGAGGUGUCCCUGUGUCUCGCAGGGGAAGUCAUUAAGAAUUCAAGACGCCGUUCGCACUCAAAGUCCAGAUUGUGUACAAAGAGGGACAAUUUAUGACGUAGCAUCAUGGCUUUCUUGGGAAGAGAUAACCAUGAAGAUCUUAAUUAUAAUCCGGACCAAUCCACGGGUCCCAGACAAGUGAAUUCCACCUCCUUUCUGCUGAAUGCUACCCAGGAAUUAGACGGAGAACAUUCCCAUUCCUCACCAGGGGUUUUGACACGUUCCCCCACCACCCCAGAUAUGCCCCGCCAAGACCAUUCCCUGGACCACAUUGUGGAUUUGUUUGAUGAUGUGCAGAAGAUAUUUGAACGUUAUCCCAGUCCCAGGUUUGAUGUCACCGAUUUGUCUGCGGGAUCGGAGUUGUUGCCAUCAGAACAUGUCACAUCAAGGGACGGAGAUCGGGUGAUUCCUGCAAAGGAUGCUAUGAUGUACACAGAAGAUGAUUUUAGCAGCCAUAGAAGUAAUUCCUUCCCGCACAUACAUCACCCUUUGCGGCCACUGAGAAGCAAGUCUCACAAAAAUGUCCGGCAUUCCGACCACCAUAAAAAGAAAAAGAAGAAGAAACGAAGGAUGCAUGUGAAUAAAAGCUUCCCGUCCAAAUCUGCCGUACAGUCGCCACCAAUUCCCGAGGAUGAUGAAGAAGAGUAUUGUUCUUCAUAUGAUUCCUCGAGUGAUUCCUCAAUCAGUCGUCGUAAUAGCUCCGUUAGUCAGGAUUUAGUGGACGCUCCUCUAGUCAUUACUGAACAAAGUGACCUUGAACCCUCCUCAAGUGUUGACCUUGACAAGGUUUUGAGAGAUGUGUCCCCAGAACCUCCUACCCCCUCGCCUACCAAUACACAUUUAGAGGCACCUAAAACACCCGAAAGAAAACCUUCUGAAAGAAAGGUUGCUGAUUUUUUCAUUGGUGAGAAUGAAUCCUCCCCACCCCGGGAGACUUUAACACCCUCCGUGGAGAAGAAGCCAUUUGUCCCCUCAUUUAAUGAGAUGCUGAGUCAAAGUUCAUUUACUACGGAGGAACACUUCCAGUUGUUAGACUUUGGGAACUCUGAACAAGAACCACUUCUGUCUGAACAAGCCCAGCGCAAACCAGCAGGAAGUUCAAGGUCACUUCUGGAUGAUGGCAGAAGUCGAGUGCAUUUCUCUGUGGGUGGUGAAGACAGUACAGCAAACUUGCUGAGUAUUAAGGGAGAUACAGAAUCUGUGUCCUCGGACCAAUCACAGAACAAACGAAACAGGGCAUCAUUUAAUUCAAUGGGCAGUGGAAAGUCAAGUAAGUCACAUAGACACAAACGCCACCAUGACCACUACAAGACAGAGGAUUUGUUGCUUAGGAGACAGAAAGGCAGUGAGGUCCACCUGGAUGUUGUCAUUAAGAGCGAGCCAACAGAGGUGGAUGAGGCACAGAUGUUACACAAAGCCGAUCUGGAUGAAAUGGCCAGUCACCGACUGGAUAAGCUUCAUGGAAUAAGACGGCAUCGACUGACAAAGAACCACAGUGCCAUGUCAUCCAUUGUCCACAUUGGUAAACACAAGAAAACCAAACACAAGAUGUUCCAACCAAAGAAGAAAUUCGAUCACCGGCCUCAUGAAGUGUUUGUGGAGUUAGAUGAACUGUACGGAGAUGAAGAGAAGUAUGAGUGGAGAGAGAAAGCUAGGUGGAUCAAGUUUGAGGAAGAUGUGGAGGAAGGAGCCGAGCGGUGGGGCAAACCUCAUGUGGCAUCUCUGUCCUUCCACAGUCUGCUGGAGCUCAGGCGGUGCCUAGAAAAUGGGACUUUAAUCCUAGACCUUGAGGCUGAGGACCUUCCUAGCAUUGUGACAUAUGUCGUGAAUGACAUGGUAAUCCACGACCAAAUCAAGAGUGAGGACAAAGGCAAAGUCCUCAAGACACUGCUGAUGAAGCAUAAACAUGUCGGAGACAAAUUGAACACUUUUAUUCGUCGCAACAUUUCCUACAUGAAUCUCAGCGGACUUGACAGCAGCAAUAAAAGACAUCAAAAAGAAAAGUUGUCUUUGAGACGUUCCCUAACCUCUGGCAGUUUUCGUUCCUCUGCAUCGUUAGACAAAAUGCCUGACACCCCCUCUGAAACACUUAUAAAGAAGGAAAAGGAAGCGGCAGAAAAAGCUAAAAACAAUGAAGUGAAAAACCUAGAAUUUGUCAAAGUUAAUGUAGACAAUAACAUGCAUGCUGAUGGGGUACAUAUUGGAAUCACAACGAACGAGAGUCGACAGAAGAAUAUUCAGGAUAUCAUGAGAAGAAUACCCAAGGACGCUGAGGCCUUGACGGUACUGGUAGGCUGUGUCGACUACCUCUCUAAGCCAGCUAUGGCAUUUGUUCGUUUAGCUGAGGGUCAAGUGCUGGAUAACCUUACGGAGGUUCCACUUCCUGUCCGUUUCUUGUUUGUGCUCCUGGGUCCAGAAAGUGCCAUGGACUACCAUGAAGUUGGCCGUUCUAUUUCUACACUAAUGGCUAACCAGCAUUUUCAUGACAUUGCCUACAAAGCUGUCAGCAGGGAUGAGUUGCUUCACGCUAUCAAUGAAUUUUUGGAUGAAUCCAUUGUUUUACCCCCUGGAGACUGGGAUCAGAAAACUCUCCUUCCUAUUAUGGACAUGGCCAGGAAGAAAGCCCGAGCCAUGAGAAGAAAAAAGCACAAAGAAGAGGAGAAAAUAGCUCUGUUGAAGAAGGAGGAGGAAGAUAAAAUUCCUCUAGAUCCUUUGAAAAGAACAGGGCGUCUGUUUGGGGGACUUGUCAAUGAUGUGAAGCGACGCUUUCCCCACUAUCUGAGUGACUUUAAGGAUGCCCUCCAUUUCCAGUGUGUUGCGUCCUUUAUUUUCAUUUUCUUUGCAUGUUUAUCACCAACAAUUGCCUUUGGAGGUCUUCUAGGUGAGAAAACAAAAGAAUAUAUGGGAGUAACAGAGACCAUCAUCAGUACGUCACUCAGUGGUGUUUUGUUCGGCUUGUUCUCCGCUCAGCCCAUGAUGCUCCUUGGAGCCACUGGUCCGGUCUUAGUCUUUGAGGAAUCAUUAUACCAAUUUUGUACUAGCUAUGAGAUAGAGUUUCUCCCUAUGCGGUUUUGGAUAGGAUUUUGGGUUAUGUUAAUUACCUUUGUUGUGAUUGGAUUAGAAGGCAGCUAUCUUGUCAAACACAUCACUCGCUUCACUGAAGAGAUCUUCACCAUUGUCAUCUCACUCAUCUUCAUCUAUGAAGUUGUCAAGAAAAUUAAGUCAACUUUUGCUGAUCACCCAUUGAUGGAAUCAUAUGAAGACUGCAAAAGUAGUACUAACAAUGCCUCAUAUAAUGUGUCAAACAACCCCACAUAUUAUGUAUCAAUCAACGAAACCUCCUCUCAGUCAACCCUGACACUGUACGAUAAUGACCACAUAAAAGAUCAUCACAGCUAUCAUGCCUCUACCCCUCCCAAGCCAAACACUGCCCUCCUGUCUCUUGUUCUUAUGUUGGGGACAUUCUUCAUUGCAUACUUCCUGCGAAUUUUCAGGAAUAGUAAAUUUUUAGGCAGAAGUGCCAGAAGAGCUCUUGGAGACUUUGGUGUAGUCAUUGCUUUGUUUCUAAUGGUGCUUCUUGAUGCUAUUACACCAACAGUAUAUACUCAGAAAUUAUUGAUCUCCGAUGACUUUGAACCCACGGACGUUAAAAAGAGGGGCUGGUUUGUUCACCCCAUGGGAAUUAAGAAACCAAUGAAAACAGAUAUGAUCAUCGGAGCCAGUCUACCAGCUUUUCUUCUCUUUAUUCUACUUUUCUUAGAAACCCAAAUUACAGAAAUGACUCUGAACAAAAAAGAGUUCAAAAUGAAGAAGGGCUCAGGAUAUCAUUUAGAUCAAGUGUUGCUUGGGAUCCUCUCUUUCAUUGGGGGGCUGUUUGGGUUACCAUGGAUGUGUGCUGCUACAGUCCGAACUCUGUGCCAUGUUUCAUCUCUCAGUGUAUAUAGUCGAUUCCAUGCUCCUGGUGAAAAACCAAGACUUGUUAAAGUUCGGGAACAACGGGUCACAAGUAUUGCUGUCAAUUUAUUAUUAGGUUUAUCAUUGUUGUGGGGUCCUUUGUUACGACUUAUACCUAUGGCUGUUCUUUUUGGCAUAUUCCUGUAUGUGGGCGUGUCUGCUCUAAGCAGUCUUCAGUUAUAUCGUAGAAUGAAGCUGUUAUUUAUUCCCAACAAACAUCAUCCAUCCAUUGGUUAUGUCAGACGGGUCCGAACCAUUAAAAUGCAUUUAUUCACAGUGAUACAGGUGUUGAUGCUUGGUUUGAUGUUCGGUCUCAAGCUCUCCCCUGCUGCUAUAGCCUUCCCUCUCUUUGUUAUUCUGUUGAUUCCAGUCCGCCUCAAAGUUAUGAAUUAUUUCUUUUCCGAGCAAGAACUUGGUGAGCUUGACAAAGAAGAUGAAGACAGCGAAUUUGAAGAUGAAGAUGACAGGGACUUUUACCAGCUGGCCCACAUGCCCAUUUAAAGUUCUUUGUUUCAAAUGCUCAGCAUGUGCGAUGUCUUCAUGCACUGCUGGUUCCUAUUUGCAAAUUUUCAACUAUUUUGUACCACUACAUGUACCAGAACACAGUGGUGCAAAAAAUUGUGAUAUUUUUUAUUGUAUGUGUUUUAAUCAGAUUUUUUAUUUGUCAAUUAUGGUAAAAUAUUUUUGGGUAGGAAAUUUUGAAGGGUAAAGUAAAUGUAAAUCAAGUGUAUAUGCCAUUUGUGUGAGUUUUAAACCAGCCAAAUGUGUUUAUUUUGAAUUCUGUAUUUUUGUGAAAUCCAGUUUUAUAAAGUAUCAUUUUAUACAAUACAUUAAUAUGAGGAAAUGUUAUUUUGUAAUGAGUGAUCUUUAUGGUUGAUGAAUUUGUCUCCCAAAAUGGUGCCAAGUUAAAGUCCCAUGGAGGAAAUAAAGAUAUAACUCAAAAAAAUAAAGCAAGUCUAGCCCAUGUGUUGUGGUCCCAAAAUCAUAACUUUUCAUAAUUGAAAAAAGAACUUGCAAUAUAGGGUACACAGAGUAAGAUGCAGGGUAAUUUCGGAUGAAUUUAUAGCAUACUUUAUUUUCAAGUUCUCCGAUGGUAUUUUGUAUCAAGCCAUUUAGCACUGCUUUUAAAUGUUUUACAUCACUGUGUAUGAUCCUCAUUUAUAACAUCAUUCCAUAAAUGAACAAAGAAGUGGUUUUAAUGUUAUCUGUUUCAAGGUUCACUGAACAAAUUUUGUAAUGUUUUUAAUUAGAUGGACAAAAAUGUUAACAGAAUUCAGGUUGGUGCAUGAUGAAUAAUAUGUAGGUGCUACUGGCAGUUUUAGCAAUAAAGAUAAAAGUAGUACUGUAGUGGAAUUUAAAAUAAUCCUUGCCUCACCUAUAUAUUGUUCCCAAGUUUUACUCAUAAAUUAUCUUUACUGCUUAAACAAAUUAUUUUUAUAUAUUUUUUUUAAUAAAGGGCGAUAACUUGUACUAAAAUAGUAAUGCAUUUUUUACUCCCAUUUAAAACAGUAUUAUCUUUUCUGUAGGAUUGAUGUUAUUGAUAAAAAAAAAUAAGGAAUAACUUAGAACUGUAUGAAAUGUAGAAUUAGCCUUAGGAGAGGGAAAUUUAUUACUCUUUUCUCCUGUAGAAUCGGUUCUGCUCAAAGACAGCUGGUGCUUUCUAGUCUCUCUACCAAGGAAAUGAUCUUAUUUCUUACCAUAGUAGAUGUAAUGUCUAGUCAGAUGUAUAUGAAAAUAAAUGGCAUUUAGAGUUACAAGCCACUUAGCAGGGCAGAUAGCUGGUAGGAUUAUGGUGGUUUUAAGUUACUUUUUAUCUUUCUAAUUGAUUAAACCUUGGAUAUUGAUCAUCAGACAUAGCUGAAAACAAGUGCAUUUACUGUUUCUUCCCUUUUCAGUGUAAUCUUUUCUUUAUUGAGUUACUUUUUUAUGAUCUACAGAUAUGAAUGUAAAAAAAAAGUGUGUGUGUCUCUCAUGUUCUGUAUAACUGUUUGACAUGCAAAAACUCCAAACACAAAUGUGUUCAUUGACAUUUUGCAAAGAGCAAAUUCGGCAUUUAUCAACGAUAGAGGAACAACUGUUGAGUGUUGUGUCAGUUGAUGCACCAUGGAAUAUCUCUGAAAAAAUGAAGCUAUAUGUAUUAAAUCUUUUUUUAAAGGGAUUUUCUCUUUGGACUCCAUUUUUACUUUGUUUACUUGAACUGUAAACCAUUCUGUUAACUUUACAAACUACAUAGAUAAGAGGAUAUUUUUAUUGAAGGGGGGUUUAGUAAUUUUUUUUUAAUUGAAAUUACAACUCCUCUACAUAAGAAAUUAUUAUCUUGAAUAUAAAUAAGGAGGUGAAUGAUAUUAAAAUGAAAUCUUAUAUUAUUUUUCUUUUUGUGUGUGUGAUGUAUAUAGUCUAGUAGUGUAAGGAUGUAUUGUGUUGAUAAUGUAAGAACUAAGGUAUAUACCUAUAUAUAGAUAUUGAUACAGUUUAAGUAUAUGUCAUUCUUGCUCAAUCAUGAUUUUCUUACACCCCCUUUUUCUGCCACAUAGAACAUUCCCUUGUUUGUAUAUUUCAUUUUUAUUCUGUAAAUAUAGAUUUAUCAUUAAUUUUUGUAAUAUAAACUAAAAACAGACAGCUAUGUUGCAUGCACUAGUAAUGCCAAGAUUGUUAAGGUAUCUUUUUUGUUAUGUCAUUUUGUCUCAUUUCUACUGAUAAAUUUAGUAUGGUAUACAGGUCAAUUUGACUAACAUUUAUGUUAAUAUUUAUGCUUUAAUUAAUUACAAUUUUAGCCUGAUAGGCUGUUUAGUCAUUUCUUGUUGACUCUCAUUUUAAUUCCAGAUUCCAUACCAGUUCUAGAACACAGCUAUUGAUUCCAUAUAUCUUUCGGUAUAUAUUCAAAGUACCUGUAUAGUAAAGACUGUUACAAGUGCUAUACAUUUUUGCCAUAUGAACAUGAAGUUAUGACUGUAUAAUGAUGACUAUUUAAGAUUGUUGGUUCGGGUAGAAUACCUGAGACAUGGGAAGUCUGUGAUUAAAGGUUGUUUUGUUUUAAAA
Saccostrea echinata is the source of this 7082-nucleotide messenger RNA. Its product is annotated as anion exchange protein 3-like. Gene Ontology annotation, molecular function: solute:inorganic anion antiporter activity; monoatomic anion transmembrane transporter activity. Bases 156 to 4544 code for a protein of 1462 amino acids. The transcript is spliced from 25 exons. Gene Ontology annotation, biological process: monoatomic anion transport; transmembrane transport; bicarbonate transport. Gene Ontology annotation, cellular component: plasma membrane. NCBI's taxonomy places the organism in Eukaryota, Metazoa, Mollusca, Bivalvia, Ostreida, Ostreidae. The record is from RefSeq and is a predicted model, not a curated record.